Molecule: messenger RNA, 3894 nt
Organism: Conger conger (European conger)
Lineage: Eukaryota; Metazoa; Chordata; Actinopteri; Anguilliformes; Congridae
Gene: camk2d1
Product: calcium/calmodulin-dependent protein kinase (CaM kinase) II delta 1
Exons: 20
Coding region: 314-1855 (513 amino acids)
Biological process (GO): protein phosphorylation
Cellular component (GO): cytoplasm; neuron projection
Molecular function (GO): ATP binding; calmodulin binding; calcium/calmodulin-dependent protein kinase activity
Source: RefSeq, a predicted model, not a curated record
AGGGGGAGGUGUCGCGCAGUGUCUGGGACCAGGAAGCGCUAUAGAAAUAGUAUCGCGCGCAGUGUCUUGCGCCAGAGAAGACAGACCUGCUGGUUUGAAAAACCCAUGGUGUUACGAAUCUCUCUGUGAUUCGGUGACAGCGGUUAUAGGUAGAGCGUAGUUGCUUCCUCCCCCGACUCGUAGUUAUAUUGAUUUAUUUUUUUUGUUUGGAGCGAAUAUAGCUUCCACUUAAAGACGGGAAUAAGGGUGACUAUCUGGAGCAAGAUACAGUAGAAACAAGAAGAUUUUAUUUUCCCAUCUUGUCAACAUCACCAUGGCUUCAACAACCUGUACCAGGUUUACUGACGAAUAUCAACUUUACGAGGAGCUUGGGAAGGGCGCAUUCUCUGUGGUGAGGAGAUGCAUGAAGAUCUCCUCCGGACAGGAGUAUGCUGCCAAAAUCAUCAACACUAAGAAGCUCUCGGCUAGGGAUCACCAGAAGCUGGAGCGCGAGGCUCGGAUCUGUCGCCUGCUGAAGCACCACAACAUCGUGAGGCUUCACGACAGCAUAUCAGAGGAGGGCUUCCACUACCUAGUCUUUGACUUAGUCACGGGCGGGGAGCUGUUCGAGGACAUCGUGGCCCGAGAAUACUACAGUGAAGCUGACGCCAGUCACUGUAUUCAGCAGAUUCUAGAAAGUGUUAAUCAUUGUCACCUAAAUGGCAUAGUGCACAGGGACCUGAAGCCAGAGAAUUUGCUUUUGGCCAGUAAGCUGAAGGGGGCUGCUGUGAAGCUUGCGGACUUUGGGCUGGCUAUUGAAGUCCAGGGCGACCAACAGGCCUGGUUUGGGUUUGCUGGAACUCCGGGUUACCUGUCUCCGGAGGUGCUGAGGAAAGACCCAUAUGGAAAACCUGUGGACAUGUGGGCCUGCGGGGUGAUCCUGUACAUCCUGCUGGUGGGGUACCCCCCUUUCUGGGACGAGGACCAGCACCGGCUCUAUCAGCAGAUCAAGGCCGGGGCUUAUGACUUUCCUUCUCCUGAGUGGGACACGGUGACCCCUGAGGCCAAAGACCUGAUCAACAAGAUGUUGACCAUCAACCCAGUGAAGCGUAUCACCGCCACAGAGGCCCUGAAGCACCCCUGGAUCUGCCAACGGUCCACAGUGGCCUCCAUGAUGCACAGACAGGAGACGGUGGAGUGCUUGAAGAAGUUCAACGCCAGGAGAAAACUCAAGGGGGCCAUUCUGACCACCAUGCUGGCUACACGAAACUUCUCAGCAGCCAGAAGUUUGCUGAACAAGAAGCCUGAUGGGGUCAAGAUUAACAACAAAGCCAACGUAGUAACCAGCCCCAAAGAGCCGGUCCCCACUCCCGCACUGGAGCCUCAGACCACUGUUAUCCACAACCCCACUGAUGGAAACAAGGAGUCCCUAGAGAGCGCUAACACCACCAUCGAGGACGAGGACGUGAAAGCCCGCAAGCAGGAGAUCAUUAAGGUCACAGAGCAGCUGAUCGAGGCCAUCAACAAUGGGGACUUUGAAGCCUACACGAAGAUCUGUGACCCAGGCCUUACCUCUUUCGAACCCGAGGCCUUAGGCAACCUGGUCGAGGGCACCGACUUCCACAGGUUCUACUUCGAGAACGCCCUGUCCAAGGGGAACAAGCCCAUCCACACCAUCCUGCUGAACCCGCACGUGCACCUGAUCGGGGAGGACGCCGCCUGCAUCGCGUACAUCCGGCUGACGCAGUACAUGGACGGCAGCAGCAUGCCCCGCACCAUGCAGUCCGAGGAGACGCGCGUGUGGCACCGCCGCGACGCCAAGUGGCAGAACAUCCACUUCCACCGCUCCGGUUCGCCCACCGUGCCCUCCAAGUAAGCUGAGAAGAGUCAUCAGCGUAGAGCUACUCAAUCGAAGACUUCGUGUCUGCCAACCCCUGCCUACCUACCUAUCUGCCAUAUCCACCCCCCCCCCCACCCCCCAAACCCCACCCCCCAAACCCCACCCUUUCCACCACUGCCCGUCUGACCCGGGAGUGUUGUUUACACGUCCCUGCUGGAGGAGAUCCCAGCAGAAAACCCUGAUGCUACCCGAACCCAUCCUCUCCGUAUCAUUGUGCGAUGCUGUACACGCUCCACUACAUCAAUGGACGUUUAUCAGAGUUGUGUCUUUUUAAUUGCUUUAAUUAUUGUUAAUUCCUUUCUUUUUUUGAUAAGUUGUAUACAUUUUUAAAAAUAAAAUUCAUACAUACACAAAUACAGAACCACCAGAGCCACUGAGGAUAUGUGACGCGUUAAAUCACAAUUCCCGUUCGCCGUUGAACGUCGACAAUGCGGUACGGAACAUUUUCAUCCCCCGUUUAAUCUCAUCUGAAAACAGAAUGGUGUGGUCACUUUUCUGAACCGAGAUCCGCGUACAUAUUCUUUCAUCAGUGCAUUCACUGGCAUCAGUGCGCAAGCUGGAGCAGAUUGUUCUGUUCCUAAUCAAUCGGAGUGAUCAGCAUCAAAAAGAAACCUUUAUCGUUCAGGGCUAUCCAUGUGACACAGUAACAAGGCCGUUCACCUGUCAUCUCACGGCGAUUUUCAUUCACUUCUGUUAUUUGUGUGUGUCAGUUUGAGUGCAAUAUGACAAAUACAGAUUUUUAAGAGAAAAUAAAAAAGAGCUUGCUUAUGUGCUGGUGAUGUACAGACUUUGUGAUUGAAGUAAACUGCUACUCUUGCAUACACUUGGAGUAUUACCAGUUUCAUGUUGGCCAGCUGUUUUCUGUUCGAUCUAAACCGGCGUGUCGAGUUUACCUGGGCUAAUACAAAAGAUAAAAAAAAUGUCUUCAAUGUUAAGAAAGAGCAAAACAAGAAGCAUACAUUUGUACCUAUGAUAUAUACUGUACGUGUUUGCCUAUACAUUAUCACAUUAAAUACUAUUUCUCAGAUGUUUUAAUGAUAAUAGAAUGUGACAUAUGAAUAUAUACAUAUACAUAAAGUCGUGGUUUGGCACAUGGAAAGAUGUUUUAAGUCAGACCAAGAUAUUAUCUUUUUUGGUAAUCGUGAAAUUUAUUGGUUGUUGAUUUGCUUUUUUCACUUUGGUAAAAUUUUAUUCUGUUUGGGUUUUAUUAUUUUGUAACAUUGUGUAAUUGAUUGGUUUUCCUAAUCACACGUGAUCCAUUUAUUUGCCCUUUAUAAUCGAUUGAGUUUGUCUGCGGAUACACUUUGUGCAGCAGCAAAGAAUAAAAUUCCAUUGCAUGACCCCCCCCCCCCCCCCACACACACACACACACACCCCACCCCCAACCACAAGCAUAAACCUAUAGCCCAUACCCUCCUAACAAGCACCUUUGGCUAAUCCUUUGUACAAUGUGGAUCUCUGUGUUUGCUAUUUGAUUUAAGGCGAUGUUAAUGAUGACGUUGAUGUUUUAUAUUUGGGGGGAAAAGGAAUAGUUAUUGAGUCCAAUGGAAUCACUCAGUUUGAAUCAUUUUUUGUAGGUAGUGCUUUGCUUAAAUAUGAGUGUGUUGAGCCAUGUCAUUUUGCCAAUAACGUUGUGUGGAGAUAAGGGGAUAAAAGCGUUAAAAUAAUCAGUUUUAUUUUCUGUAAAUCGCUGGUGUGGCAUCGUUGUUGUUUAUUAAACAAGAAUAAAUAGAUGUGGCAUUUGGCAUUUUUAAUAUCUAAGAUGGAAUAUAUUAUGUAGUAUAUGUCAAGUUGGUCUUCCACAAGGAUUUCUUAGGAACUUGAUACCUGUACGUCUUCAUUAUGAUGGCACAAUAAAGUUAUUGUUCUCUGAAAAAGAUUUUCCCCCUCUUCUAAGUUUUGAAAAACAGCAGUGCACCAUCGGACAUGGUGUGUAUACCGUAGAACUUGCUGUUAUAAUAAAGGAUUGAUUGAUAUAUUUAAGAAAUUAUAAUAAAAUGUGUGAAUUCUGCUGA